This is a messenger RNA of Anolis sagrei ordinatus, 1127 nucleotides long. Lineage: Eukaryota; Metazoa; Chordata; Lepidosauria; Squamata; Anolidae. The record is from RefSeq and is a predicted model, not a curated record.
AUGGAUAUUGCUGUAGUGACUGGUAUUUCUCAGCCUGAUGAAGAAAUGCUAAACAACAAUGAUACAUACAAGGGAAAGUUAGAAGCAUCUAAUAUGAUUUGUCCCAAACCAGAUGUCUCUGUUCCAGAUAUUGACAGAAGUUUAUCUCAAAUAAUGUGUGAACAAAACACCCUGGAAAAACCUCCAUUAUCUUAUGUUGCUUUGAUAGCAAAGGCAAUUCUUGCCUCACCUUCAAAGAAACUCAGCUUAGCAGCUAUUUACAGAUACAUUGAAGAUAAUUUUCCUUUUUACAGGAAGCAAAGUCAAAGCUGGAGGAACAGCAUCAGGCAUAAUCUUUCACUCAAUGAUUGUUUUGUCAAAGUAGGAAGAUGUGAAGAUGGCAAAGGAAAUUAUUGGAGUAUCCACCCAACUAACUUCAAUGAUUUUGUGAACGGGGACUUUAGGCAACACCGCAGAUCACACAAGCGAGAGCACCAAAAGGAAUACGAGCCAUGUCUCAGCAUGACUCCCCUUGCACCGUGGGGAUACUGCUCUUGUUUAACCCUCACUUCCCGUUAUCAAAUGAAUUCCUACUUUUCAGAUCCUUUGUGGAAGAUGCAGUGUGGCAAUGGUCAAUAUUUUGCAAACACUUUCCAGAGAUGGGAGACUAAUGUUGCCUUCUCUCACAGAACAUUUUCAUCCCUGGUACAAUUUGAUCGAGCAAAGUGGGACCCUGUGGACUGGUUUUAUGGAUUACCCUCCUCUUCAACUGUGCAGCAGAACGUUUUCCUGAAUGUUCACCCGACAGCCCCUGCUUUUCUUUCUUUCUUUUCUUUCAAACAGCAGAACAGAGAAGCACUCAGCUCUAUCUGUGAGAACCUGAAAGGAUGCCACUUACACCGAAACAAGACCAACACAGUUGGACAUGACAUCGCUGAGGAUCAAUGCAUGCAGCAAUGAAGAAGGAGUGAUACAGCCAUCUACUAUAAAAGACAAUGGUGUUAUGUUGGGACUUCAUUAGAAGCGAGUACCAUUGAUUUUAAUGGAAAUGUCUUUCAUGUUAAAGUGUAGAUCAGGCUUAAAACUGUGUGCUGCAAAUUGAGAAGGCAAUACAUAUUGUUGUCACACCUGUUGCUUGUAAGAUGCUA